Messenger RNA from Triticum dicoccoides, 4953 nucleotides. RefSeq names its product disease resistance protein UNI-like. The transcript has 3 exons. The record is from RefSeq and is a predicted model, not a curated record. NCBI's taxonomy places the organism in Eukaryota, Viridiplantae, Streptophyta, Magnoliopsida, Poales, Poaceae. The coding region runs from base 531 to 4367 and encodes 1278 amino acids. Gene Ontology annotation, molecular function: ADP binding; protein binding.
UUUUCCUCCUUUGCCACAGCUCUCCUCUUCUGGUUCUUCUUCUGCAUCCUGAUUUCGUUUCCAUUCAUUUCUGCCCUUUUCUGAAAACAGAAAGAAAAGGUUCGGUAAUCUUUGAAGCUUCUAUGCAUAGGUUUUAUUUCUGAAUCAAGAGAGAAACAAACUCAAAAAAACAGUCUUUCCGCAUUCUACUUCUGUUUACCAAUUUUCCUGCCAUUCUUGCCAAGAUUUCAAAAUAAACAAAACUUUUUUGCGCGUUCUUGUAGGUUAUAGAGUAAAGGACAUUGUUGUUUUUGCUACUCUUUGCUUUCACAACUUUAUUUCCGAUUGAACGUGAAUCACCCUUGUCUUGCUUGUUCUAUUUGAAUACACAAACAGAACUCAAAGAAGAAUUUCUCGUGCUCCUGUUUUCAUUUGUGUCCUCUUCUCUUUCUGUGUCAAAACCUUAUACUUCUUCUGAAACAAGUUCCGGAGAAGGGCUCUUCCACGAUAAAAGAAGAGACACAUACUGAUUCUUCGAACAAGUGCCAAAAAUGCCAAUUGAGGCGCCGGCGCUUGGUCCUUUGCUCGGAAAUACUGUCAGCACGGUCAUAAGUCCAUUCUACACGCUCUUCUCCACAAAUGCCACGUAUUGCUUCACCGCUCGCACAAACGUGAGGAAUCAUAGGACUGAAACUGAGACUUUGAAAGGCAACUUGCUUCGUAUCGAAGAGACAAUUACACAUGGCGAAAUGAAUGGCUUGAUACAAACAAAAGAGGCAGAGGAUUGGGUGCAAAGGGCGAAGCAAGCCAUAUCCGAAGAAGAGGCAAACCGCAAGUCUUUUUUUGAUCAGAGCUGUAGAAUCUUUGGGUGCUCCUGCUCCUUGAAUUGCUGGGGAAACUAUAAGAGCAGCAAGGAAGCAGCUGAGAAGGUGGAUGCUGUGAGAACAUAUAUCAGUAGCACGCCUCAACCCGAUAAUAUCACACGCGUACCACCUCCACCCCGUGUCAUAGAUUUGUCCACCCACUCUUCUCAACUUCCGCCAAGCAGAGAGGAUACUCUCAACAAUGCUCUCAGGUGCAUUGAGGCAGUGGGAGCCAUUGGAAUAUGGGGUCCAGAUAAAGAUGAGAAAACACAGCUUCUCAAGAAGAUGAACGAUUCAUUUCUUGGGGAAUGCCCCUUUGAUUUUGUCAUCUUUGUUACGGCCUCCAGUGAGCUCUCGGUACAAGCUCAAAUUGUAAGCAGGCUCCGUACAGACACGGUUCCUGAUUCGGCAACUCAAGCUACCAGGAUAUCUCAACUGCUCAGCAAAAAAAGUUUUCUGCUGCUGGCGGACGACCUUCGUGUGAAGCUAGACCUUCAAGCAGCUGGCAUUCCAUAUCCUCUUGGAGAUGUGCAAGUUGUGGACACUGUGCAAGUUUCUCGCUGGGUGCAGAGGAAAGUGGUAGUCACGUCAAUAUCACAAUCCAUAUGUCAUCUGAUGGAUGUAGAAAGGUACAUACAAGUGCCUGAUUUGGAAGAGCAUGAAGCAUGCCAUCUGUUUGCAAAAGAAUUUGGUGCGCAUGAUAUUUAUUCUGAUCCCGGCAUCGGGGCCCUUGCAGAGCAACUCGUAAGAGAACUAAAAGGCCUGCCAUCAGAUUUGAUACGUUAUGGGAAGGUAAUGCAAGGAAUAAGAGAUGAAAGGCGGUGGGAGGACGCAAUUGAUGCCGUAAGGAGAGCAAACCUUCAAAGGGGCGACGACCCAUUAAAUUUGACGGAAAAGAUUGUGAGAAAUCUCGAGAAUGCAACACAAGACCUGAAUGCCAAGGGGAAGGAUGUCCAUCGGGAGAUCGCGGAUGCUGAGCUACAACAUAAUAAAACACCAACGAAUGAGGCGAAAAGAUGGCUGCAAAAAGUGGAUAACAUCAUUCAUGAUGUACAAGUGAUGUCUCACGGUUGCAGGCAGUUGAAGAUGGAUGUUACUAUGCUGGCAUCUGAGAAGCUUCGCGAGGUUCAAGAAUGUCUCAGUACUUGUCCCAGUACUAUUGUUGUUGAGUCAAUGCCACCUCCUGUCCAAGAGAUGCCUGGUUCAUCUAUGUCAGCUGAGAACCUUAACCUUCAAGAUGCGCUCCACUUCAUUAAGGAUGAACCCACAGUGGGAAUGAUUGGAAUUUGGGGUCCAGGUGGAGUCGGCAAAACACAUCUUCUCAAAAACAUCAAUAAUUCAUUUGGAGAGGGCAUGGACUUCAAUUUUGUUCUCUUUGUCACUGCCUCUAGAGGGUGCUCAGUGGAAAAGGUCCAGUCGCAAAUCAUAGAAAGGUUCAAGCUGCCAAGUAGUGGUUCUAAAAGUCGUACCAUAUAUGAGUACAUGAAGACGAAAAGCUUUCUUGUACUAUUGGAUGACCUAUGGGAUGAAAUUGAUCUAGAAGAUGUUGGAAUACCAUAUCCCCUUGGAAGUGCCAACAAACUCAGUAGAAAAGUGGUGCUAACAACAAGAAUAAGAAAAGUUUGCGGCCAAAUGAAGGUGAAGAAAGAGUUAAAAGUCGCAUAUCUACAGGAGCAUGAGGCAUGGCAGCUAUUUGAAGAAAAUACUGAUUCCAAAACUCUUUCUAGUCCCCAUAUUGAAGAUCUUGCUAGGGAACUUGUGAAGGAACUGAAAGGCUUGCCAUUAGCUUUGAAAACUAUUGGAAAAGCAAUGUAUCAGAAAGAUGAAUAUCAAUGGGAAACUGCCAUCCAAUAUAUGAAACAAUCAUGCUGCACUGAGGACAAAGACCCAAUAGAACUGGGUAUGGAAACUAAUGUUUUUAGGCAGCUAAAGUUUAGUUAUGACAAAUUAAGAAAUGACACAUUAAGAGAUUGCUUUUUGACUUGUGUACUAUGGCCAGAGGAUGCGAAGAUUCGCAAAGUUGACCUUGCUCAAUGUUGGAUGGGCUCAGGUCUAGUGAAUGAGCAUGACAUAGAAUAUUCCUUCAGGAAAUCAUAUAGUUUGAUAGCUGACCUUACAGCUGCAUGUUUGCUAGAGAGCAGCGAUGUUCGCCCAGGAUCUUCCUUUGAAAAUUCACAUGGUUCUGUUAAAGUGCAUGAUGUGAUUCGUGAUAUGGCUUUAUGGAUUUCUUGUGACUGUGGUGAGAAGAAUGACAAAUGGAUUGUGGCGGCACCAGGUGACAGAGACAAAAAAGUUAUUAUCCUUUCGAACAAAGCUGAGUGCAUCUCCUUGAGUUUCGACAGAAUUCCUAUCAGGUUUAAUCUUGAUCCAUUAAAGCUGAGGAUCUUGUGCCUUCGGAACAACGGAUUGGAUGAAAGCAUUAUUGAAGCAAUUAAGAAUUGCACUUCACUGACAUAUCUGGAUUUGAGCGGAAACAACCUCAAGAGGAUACCGGAAGAAUUAUGUUCCUUGGUAAACCUGGAAUACCUUGAUUUGUCAGAAAAUGUAUUUGGGGAAACUGGAGUGCCUCGAUCCUUUGGAGAUCUUAUCAACCUCAAGUUCUUGUACCUAAAGUCUGGUGGUGGUUACGUGAGAAUACCAGCUGGGGUCAUUUCUAGACUUAAAGCAUUGCAGGUAAUAGACUUGAGGAGUCUCUUAAGAGAAUGUACCCUAUUCCUAUUCCGAGAGUUGGGCACCCUACCUCAGUUGAAAGCGCUUGGUAUUCUGGUAAGAGAUUUAGCUCAGUUUGAGUCACUAGGAGAAGCGGCAAACCUCCCUGUUAGAUAUUUGGCUCUAAAUGACGUAAGUGCACUCACUCGUAUUUUAUCAACCGACUUUGCACAAAGGACCUUGUAUGAACUGGAUAUCAAUGAAGAAAGAUAUUUUCUUGAACAAGAUAUCAAUGAAGAAAUCGACACUCGAGAAAUAACAGUAGAACAUGACACAGAACAACCAAGCAAUCGUUUUGGUGCUCUCACCAACAUCCGAUUAACUAUGACGAGAUCCUUGAGAGAGAUAAGAGCAACUCCAUCAUUUAUAUUCCCAAGACUCGCUUAUUUGGAAUUGUUUAUGUGCCAACAUCUAUCGCACCUCUCUUGGGUUAUGCAUCUGCCUCGCCUUGAACAACUUCAUAUAGUUUCCUGUGACGGCAUGGUGCAAGCAUUUAUGAGAUGCCAUGGUGACAGAUUGUGCAACGGACAGGACAAGACAAAAACAUUUCCUCGCCUCAAGCUUCUCUUUCUUAUUUAUAACGAAUCGUUGGAAACUAUUGGGGACAAUGGUAUGGAAUUCCCAUCCCUAGAGCGACUUGAGCUUGAAGGUAGUCUGGCAUUGAAGAGGCUUCCUUUCCGGUCGGACAGUUUGCCACCAAAGCUGAAGGAGCUACGGUUUGAUGAUGCUAGAUGCUGGGAGAGACUAGAAUGCGAAGAAGGUGUCAAAACUAUCCUGGAACCCUAUAUUAAAUUUGGCAGACGACAUCAGGGUUAAAAAUUUCAACGAAGCUGAUUUGUACGAUUAGUAGUUAGUCCAUUACAUGAUGUGGUAGAUGUUGCUUUCUCCUGGCCUGGACACUCAUGGUGUCAAGUUAAGACACAACUAGCAAAGAAUUGUAGUACGUAGGAAAUAUUCAAGAGAAAUUAUUGCAGCUGAAUUUGUGUAGCUUGCAAUUUUAUUUUUUUUUGAAAUUUGUGUAGCUUGCAAAUGAUUCAGGGAACAUUGGAGAGGAUCAGAUUCAGAUAAGGAAUGGAACUGUGUUGCUAGCUAGCUCUCUUGCGCUCCACGGAACAGAAAUGUCAAGCCCAAUUGUCACCUGGAAAGGGCGAGAUUGCUUGGAAAUUCAAAUGACAUCAGCAGCACCUACUCCCAAGUGAAAAUAAGCUGGAUGUUGGUCAUGUAGAGGUUGAUGCAGUUGCCAUCGCCGCCCUACCGCAGUAGCUCCUUUGCCACAACCCACCUCAACGACCCACAUGCUGCUGCACAACAAGCAACAUAUAUGUUCAGGGAGAAAUCAGGAGUCCAUCACGAUUGACCUCAAGAAUGGAGGAAGAGGCAGGGGAGCAUCCAGUGGGGAUUC